AUGGAUAGAGACGGAAAGACACAGAUUAAACGGAGAUCCACGAGGUCGUCCUCUUGCACCUCCCCUACGGAGGUUUCCAAGGCUGAUGCCAAGGAUCCGCCGUCGCCGUCCAUAAACGACCUUGUUUUCCCCGGCGAGUUCGUAAGCCUUGAGGAUGUAAUCAGCUCCUUCCCCGGUAGGCGAAAGCAAAUCAACGAGUUGAUGAGGUGUUUAGGUCCUUUGAAUUCUCCCAUGCUCCCGUUGUUUGUCUAUGGAGGUGCUUCGACCGGGAAAACAAGCAUCGUGCUCAGUACAUUCAAGCACCUGAAGCGCCCGUUCGUGUACUGUAGCUGCAUAACCUGCUACAGUCCGAGAAUACUGUUCGAGUCCUUGUUGAAUCAGCUUUUGCUUCACGUGAAGAACGAGAGCAACGGUUAUUCUAGUGCCAAGAGAUGUGAAAAGCCAUCCGAUUUCGUGAAUUUGCUGCGUGAAGCAUUGGGUACGCUUAUGGACAGCCUGAAGGGGAAUAAAGGGAAAUCUGGGUCUAAGAAAUCGUCCUCGACGGUUAAUGGAAGUAUGGUUUACUUGAUAUUCGAUAAUCUAGAAGUUGCCAGGGAAUGGGACAAGAGUUUUAGUAUGAAUACUCUUUUGUUUAAUCUGUACGGCAUGCUGAAAAUGCCAGAGGUUGGGCUGAUCUUCAUUGGUAGAACUUCCCUCGACACAUUUUCGUCAGACACGGGUUUUGCGGAGCCGUUUCCUGUCUAUUUUCCCGAGUACACGGAAGAUGAUUUGCGCCACAUAUUCAUGAAAAACCAAGCGAAUCCCAAGUUAUAUUCGUCUUUCCUGGAUUUGGUGUUGAGGCCUUUCUACAGGAUUACGAGACGGGUUGACGAACUACGUACUGCCUUUUCACCUCUAUUUAAGAAGUAUUGUGAACCUCUUGAGGAUUUGGGAACUGUUCCGAACGAGGAUAUGAAGAGAAAAUUAUUCAGUCAUAUCCAACCAUUUAUUUCGCGGUCCCUGAACGAGAUGUUUAGCGUUUCUUCUCAGCCUUUACUCAAAGACUUGGGAAGCAAAGAAAAGAACCUGAAGAAGAGCAUUACUAGGAAACCGGGAAUUUGUGAAGCUUUAAACGAGUUAGAUUUUCAUAUGUCAACUUCUGCAAAAUAUCUUCUAAUUUCUGCAUUUCUUGCUUCAAGAAAUCCUGCAACUCUUGAUGCAUCACUCUUCGAUUCAACCGGAGAAUUGGAUAACCGAAAAAGAAAGAGAAAGAGCUCGGAAAAGUCAAUGGAGCAAAAGGAAAUUAAAGAACAAGAGCAACUCAUGAAAGGACCUGGAACAUUCCCACUCGAAAGGUUGUUUGCCAUAUUUCAGUGCAUCACAUCGGUUGCUGAAUGUUCAGCUGAAGGUGAAGAUCUAGAAAGUGGUGGUUUUGGAGCCGAUGACUCUAACAGUGGAUUAAUGUCCGACAUUCUCUUGCAACUAUCCAGUCUAUGCAGUGCGAAUUUUAUCACCAAAGGAGGGAGCUGCCCACUUGAGGGCUCGACACGGUACCGAUCCACAGUAUCCGAAGACAUGGCUUUAAAGUGCAGUCACCGGGUUUUUCACGUGUUUGUUGAUCCGACGGUGAAAAAAGGUCGAACCCUCAGCAGGAAAUUCAUGGCUGAAUGGGGUUGA
Molecule: messenger RNA, 1656 nt
Organism: Striga hermonthica
Lineage: Eukaryota; Viridiplantae; Streptophyta; Magnoliopsida; Lamiales; Orobanchaceae
Source: the annotation of a GenBank genome assembly